Molecule: messenger RNA, 495 nt
Organism: Gastrolobium bilobum
Lineage: Eukaryota; Viridiplantae; Streptophyta; Magnoliopsida; Fabales; Fabaceae
Exons: 4
Coding region: 1-495 (164 amino acids)
Source: RefSeq, a predicted model, not a curated record
AUGAGAUUGUGUACUGACCAUCAGCAGUUGAACAAAGUUACAAUUAAGAACAGAUACCCGUUGCCACGUAUUGAUGAUUUGUUGGAUCAGUUGAGGGAUGCCUGCGUAUUUUCUAAGAUUGAUCUCCGAUCCGAAUACCACCAGAUCCAUAUUAAGCCGGAGGAUGUGCCUAAAACGGCGUUCCGAUCCAGAUACGGACACUUUGAAUAUCAAGUGAUUCCUUUUGGGCUUACUAAUGCCCCUACGUUAUCUGAGGUGCAAUUUCCGGGUCAUGUUAUUUCUGCUAGUGGUGUUGCGGUGGAUCCAAGUAAGAUUGAGGCGGUUGCCUCUCACGGACGCAAUAGUGGAGGAUUGAACUUGGAGCGUACAUUUUGGAGCAUUGUGCUUGGAGUUGAGGGCAGGAUUGUUGUGCCCAAAGAGCUAGCAGAGGAGGUUAUAGUUGAGGCCCAUAAGGGUCAGUAUGCUAUUCACCCAGGUGCUAUAAAAAUGUAUUAA